Messenger RNA from Austrofundulus limnaeus, 4472 nucleotides. Its product is annotated as C-terminal-binding protein 2. Gene Ontology annotation, molecular function: transcription corepressor activity; transcription coregulator binding; NAD binding. The coding region runs from base 16 to 3108 and encodes 1030 amino acids. NCBI's taxonomy places the organism in Eukaryota, Metazoa, Chordata, Actinopteri, Cyprinodontiformes, Rivulidae. Gene Ontology annotation, biological process: regulation of transcription by RNA polymerase II. The transcript has 9 exons. The record is from RefSeq and is a predicted model, not a curated record. Gene Ontology annotation, cellular component: nucleus.
UCUUUGUCUUUACUGAUGCCUAACUCAAGCAAGCAGUUGCAUUUUGGUGGCUCUGUGGGCCAGAGUGUUCCUGUGUGGGGAGAGGGCCAGAACGACAGGUCUGUGAGCCGGUGUCACUACUGUGGUACCAUCGCAGGACGUAGGAAUUCUUUGCCACUGGGUGGUAGUGACGGUAAAGUUGGGUUUUACCAUUAUCUAGAUCUUUCUGAGAAACGGGGUCCAGCCGCUCAGCCUUCUUUUUACAGACAGGACCAACAUGGACAGCAGCUAUUAAGAAACAACUCUGUCCCUGAUCUGAACAGCAAUCUCUACCUCAGACGAGCGAUGGCAGCCCGGGCUUCAGCACCACCGCAGGAUUACUACUUGGCUGAUGCUACCUUAUCUGGUCAGCCACCUGAAGAUUCUGGGCUUUACAGGGAUAACCAGCACUUGCUCAGCAGAUCAGCCACGCAUUAUGGGCCCAGCGCUGGGGGGGUGAGGCUCACAUGGGAUCAAGGACAAGCAAGGGCCACACCUUCUUUACUGGCYUCUUCUUCUACGUCUGCAGCCAUGCCUCCUCCCCCCGUGCCUCCACCUCCUCCACCUCCUCCCCCUCCUCUUCACGAGCUGAGCCGUUUGUACAGGGAGACUCUGGGAUCUAAGAUGAUCCCAGACGUUCAGCGUAUUGGUGGCAGCGCUUCUACUCCCGCUUUCUACGGGAUUCAACAAGCUCUUCCCAUUUACGCUGCUGAGCCACCGUCACUCACAGCUCGCGAACUUUACAAUACCAUCAACAGCUUGUCUCUGGAUCCUCGCCUGCCAGCUGCCACCAGUUCUCUGGUGGAUCCAGCAUCUCAGGGAAUGGACGGAGCUCUACAACGGGCUUAUGGAGCUGUAGCCUCCCAGAGGUUGCCUUAUGACCCAAACUAUGACCCCACCGCACCGAUGGUGGCUGUCACAGCUGGAAUGACGUCCAACAUGCCCCCCAUCCAUCCCAGCGCUGCAGAUCCCAAGAAGAUGGUUGACCCCACCUUUCUGUCCUACCUGCGAGCUGAAGGUUUGGCGGAGAGCACCAUCACUCUCCUCCUGCAACAUGGCUUUGAUUCCACGGCAACACUGGGGAUGAUGGAGGACCACGACAUCCGGUCCGUGGCUCCAAACUUGGCCCAAGCCCGUGUUCUGUCCCGUGUAGUGCUCGGGUGCAAAACAGGUGGGGCGGCAAUGCGUACCAGAUCCAACAGCUUCAGCCAUCGGAACGACCUCUACAUGCAGCCGCAGGGUUUGACAAUGGACCCCAACCUGAUGCAGCAACCUCCCAACGCCAUGCAAAACGUGUCCCCCAGGAUGGGAGAGUUUCUUGGCAGGAGACCAAAUAGUGCACCCUCCCAACACCUCCUGGAGACCACCACCUUCCCAGGAACAAGGCCACUGGCAGCUGGAACCUUCCCAGUCAGCCCUGGGGGAUAUAACAAUGUGGCAACCCAGGGAAGGCCUCUCUCCAUGUAUAACCCCCACACGGGUCUUGCCAUGUCUGCUCUUGGACAGCCGCCUCCACCAGCACCCGGUACCCCUGGAGCAGCACCCAAAACCUUCUCAGGCUCCUAUUCUCCCAUGGAGCUGAUGAAGAGACCCACAAAUUUCCCCCUACCAUCUCCUGUAGCUGCUGCAAGCCCCCUCCACAGCCCACAGCUUCUCCGGAAGGGGAUCGGCGGUGCUCCCGAGAGUACCAUUGUUCCUGUCACCACUACCACCRCUCUGCAAGGGCAAAUCCCUGCCAACAACAAGAUGGUGGGACGUCGCACUGGUCCGCCUGUCAUAGUCUCAACCAUGAUCACCUCACCUGAGACAAGUAUUCGGCCCCAAAUCAUGAACGGGCCGAUGCACCCGCGCCCGCUGGUGGCGCUGCUGGAUGGACGGGAUUGCACCGUGGAGAUGCCCAUCCUGAAAGACUUAGCGACUGUCGCCUUCUGCGACGCCCAGUCCACACAGGAAAUCCAUGAAAAGGUGCUAAACGAGGCAGUGGGCGCCAUGAUGUACCACACCAUCACCCUGACCAGAGAGGACCUGGAGAAGUUCAAGGCACUGCGCAUCAUCAUCCGCAUCGGCAGCGGAUACGACAACAUCGACAUCAAGGCGGCCGGAGAGCUGGGCAUCGCCGUGUGCAACAUUCCCUCCGCAGCCGUGGAGGAGACGGCCGACUCCACCAUCUGCCACAUCCUCAACCUUUACAGGCGGAACACCUGGCUCUACCAGGCCCUCCGGGAGGGCACGCGGGUCCAGAGCGUGGAGCAGAUCCGCGAGGUGGCUUCAGGUGCCGCACGCAUCCGCGGCGAGACCCUCGGCCUCAUCGGUUUUGGCCGGUCGGGCCAGGCGGUCGCGGUCCGGGCCAAGGUCUUCGGCUUCAACGUCAUCUUCUACGACCCGUACCUGCAGGACGGGCUGGAGCGCUCGCUGGGGGUCCAGCGCGUCUACACCCUGCAGGACCUCCUGUACCAGAGCGACUGCGUCUCCCUGCACUGCAACCUGAACGAGCACAACCACCACCUCAUCAACGACUUCACCAUCAAACAGAUGCGUCAGGGUGCGUUCCUGGUGAACACCGCGCGGGGAGGCCUGGUGGAUGAGAAAGCUCUGGCCCAGGCGCUGAAGGAGGGCAGGAUACGUGGAGCCGCCCUGGACGUCCAUGAGACGGAGCCCUUCACGUUUGCACAGGGCCCACUGAAAGACACCCCGAACCUGAUCUGCACRCCGCACACAGCCUGGUACAGCGAGCAGGCCUCACUGGAGAUGAGGGAGGCAGCCGCCACCGAGAUCCGAAGAGCCAUCACCGGACGUAUCCCCGACAGUCUACGGAACUGCGUCAACAAGGAGUUCUUUGUCACCACAGCACCAUGGGGCGUUAUGGACCAACCAGGCAUUCACCCUGAGCUCAACGGCGCCACCUACAGAUACCCGCCGGGUGUGGUCGGAGUGGCUCCGGGCGGCAUCCCGGGGGCGUUGGAGGGCAUGGURCCCGGUGGGGUCCCCAUCGCCCACACCCUGCCCUCUGGCACACACCCCUCCCAGGCUCCGUCGCCCAACCAGCCCUCGAAACACGGCGAGACCAGAGAGCACCUCACCGAGCAAUAGCGGCAGCAGCAGGACCACCACGCACCUCCAUCCGAAAACCGACCGACCAACUGGGACCAAGAGACAGUGAAACAACACAAAACGGCUGCCUGCUCCAUCAGCCGGGGGAGGGGGGCGGGUAGGAACAGACGAAGAAGCGUUCCUGGAGGGGGGGUUUGUACUUUUAACGUUUCGGUUCUUACCCUCGUCUCUUUGGGUUUCGACUUUACUCUGAUGAUGUUUUUUGUUUUGCUUUCCUUCUUCGGGACAUGCCUGAUGAUUGUGGACACAGUCCAGUGUUUUUUAUUUUUUUCUUUUGUUUUUUUAAAGCUCUCUGGGAUUACCCACCCCCCGACGACACGAAGAGUUCACUUCUCAAACCACUGAGAGGAAGGGACAAAAAAUUAAUUGAAAAUAAAUGAAAAAUUGGCAUCAUGUGCUACUGGACCUUAUUGAUCCUGAUCUACCCCUCCCCUUUCUGCUCCUUUUUCAUAUGUAACAAGUGUUGUUUAGACCCCUGAAUUAAGGAUUUGUUUUUCUGUCAGUGUAAAUGAUUAUAAAUCAGCUUAUAUUUAUCAUUUAUCAAAUAAAAAAACAAGACUUCUCUUCAGUUCUAGUAGAGGGGGGUUUUAACCUUUUCCUGACCGAUGCAGUAACAUUUUUGCCAUUUCUUCCUUUACAAUCCUGCGUUAUUUAGUUUUUGUCGCCACUGCUAUUUAACACUAAUCCRUAUCUGCACAUUUGACUGUGAUUAAGUUCUAACAGGUGGCAUGGAGUCAUGUGACUGAGCAAGAAAAACCCCAUCYCUGAUUCUUUAAUGUACAGAAACGUCCAUCUAUGAGCACAUAAACUCCAGGCAGGAAAGGGUUAAAGCAAACUUCAGUUCUUAAUAACUCAGGAAAAAAUAAAACACUUUUGCUGAUGCUUUCCCCCCAAAAAAGGUUUUGUCUAUGAAGGAAAAAAAACUAAUCUGAAGCUUUUUUUCUCAAUCAUCCCAACCAUCGUAUUUUUCUAAAAAAGAAAAACUAAAAAAAAAAAAMCUUUGUCGUUAAAGAGUUUUGAGGAGUCCUGUUAAUUUGUAAUACCUAGUUAAAUGUUCCUAGAUUCCUGAUGUGUUCCACCCCCCCCCUCUCCCCACUCUUUUAUAAUUUCUUUGUUAUAUCAAUGAAGGCCCGGUUCUUUUGGGGGUCCUGUACUCUUUAAGAGCAAUAGCUGAAAUUCCUUAGUGUCCUGACGAUAGCAGAAAAGGCAGCCAGCAGUAUGUUAUUUUAUUUGAUCUUUUUUUUUUCUUUUUUGGUUUUUAGUGCGAGUAUUUGUAUUUGUUUCUUGUACAAGGUGAACAUUUAGCAUUCAGUGCAGUUCAAAUAAAGAUGAUUCUGACAACU